AUGAAAAAUAAUCUAGAUUUUAUAUAAAUGAUGCUAGAUCUAAAUCUAAGCAAAGAAUAUAUUAAAAGUAUAAAAGGAGACUUUAAUAGUAAUUAAUCUAGAAAUAAUAAAUUGAAUAUCUAAAAAUUGCGUAAAUUUUAUAAGACUUUAAAUAAUGCUGAUGUAUUAUAAUCUUAUAAUUAGUUAUUAAGUUACUGUACUAAUAAAUUCAGUUGUAUACAUAAAGCAGUUAGAGAUGAAUUAAGAGAUAGAUUUAAUACACCUUUAAAUUAAUUUUGGCCAAUUUUAGCAAAUAUUAUAUAAAAUAAAGAAGCUAAUCCAAAUUAUUAUGCAGAAUUAUUAAAAAUAUAAGAAUUCCCUAAUUAUUUUUAAGAUACUAUAAAAAAAGAUGUUGUUCGUACAUCAGGUGAUGAAGAAAUAUAGUAAAAAUUAUCAAAUGUAUUAACAGCUUACACUAUUAGAAAUGCUUAAAUCGGAUAUUGUUAAGGAUUUAAUUAUAUUGCACAUUAUUUAUUAUUGAAUUAAAAAUACUCAGAAGAAGUAUUAAUAGAAUUAUAUAUAAGGAUGCAUUUUGGUUUUUAUGUCAUUUAUUUGAGACUCUCUUACCAUAAAAUUAUUAUAAUCAUUUGUUUGGUGUUUUAAGUGAUGAUGAAAUAAUAAGAUAAAUUCUAUAAAAAGAAAAACCUCAUUUGAUGGAACAUUUUUAAAAUCUAUCAGUAGAAACAAGUUUAUUUACAAUUUAAUGGUUAGUUUGUUGUUUCACAUUUCACAAUAAAUUAACAGAUACUAUUUUUGAUCUUCUAUUAGUUGAAGGUUCAAAAGCAUAAAUUAAAUCUACAUUAACUUAUAUUACUCUAAUGGAAGAUUCAUUGAUGUAGGUAAAUGAUAUUUGUAGUUUAAUAAUGACUGUAGAAUAAUUUAUAUAAACAUUUUAAGAUAGAUAAAUAUUUAUAGAAGAAUAUCAUAAAAUUUAUAUUAAUAAUAAAUUAUUAUAAAAUAUUAGAUAAGAUAUAUCUAAUUAGGUAGUAUCAACUGUUUAAUCAAGUGAUACUAAAAGAGUGACAUCACUUAAUGCAUUUCUUGAAGAUUUAAGAAAAUAAAAAUGUUAAUUGAAUCAUCCAAUAUGCAUAUAUGAAUUGGAAACAUGGAGUAGAAAUAAGAAACAUAUUGAUAAUGUUGUACUUAGAGUAGGAAUACUAAAUUAAAUAAAUAUUGAAAAUAAGAAAUUAUAAAUAAAUAAUUAACUUAUAGUCAGAUAAAAUCAUAUAUGUGAAAAAGAUGCAGGGUUUUUGAUCAGAACACUAUAACAUAAGGAUAAUUAUGAAAUCUAAUUAAUAGAUAUAAAUAAAUCAAUAUAAUAAACUCAAAUAGCUAAUUCACCUAGAGGUAGAAGUGCAUUCAAAGAUUUAUUAUUAACUCCUAUAAAAGCAUUAAAUAAUGCUUAAAAUUUAAGUUAAAAAUUAAGAAUGAAUCCAAAAAUUUACAAAAUUGAAAAUCUUCCACUUUUCUCAAGUUCUUUUACUUUGUCUGUUAAUGUUAGAAAGAAGACUCAAGGAUGGAGGACUUAAAGAGGUCGAUCUCCUGAGUAAACAAAAUUAUUAUUGAAAAAAAUGAAUAUUUAUGGAUCUCCUAAAAGAAAAUUAGAAUUAAAUACUUCUAAUAAUUUAAUUAAUUAAUCUACAGAUGUUUCUUAAUAAUAACCUACUACUUUAUAAGGAUGUAAAUCUAUUAAGUUUAUUGCCUAACUUUCCAAAAAUACAAAUUUGAUAAAUAUUGAAUUUUAUCCAGAUUAAAAAUGA
Molecule: messenger RNA, 1799 nt
Organism: Paramecium pentaurelia
Lineage: Eukaryota; Ciliophora; Oligohymenophorea; Peniculida; Parameciidae
Source: the annotation of a GenBank genome assembly